AUGGCUGAUGAAUUAGUUUCAACACUUUCUAAGAGACAAUUAGUUUCCACGAUGAUAGGAUCUGAUUGUCUGCAAAGUGUUCUUUCCAAAAUGUGUGAUUUUUUGCAAAAACACGAAGAUAAAAUAUAUACUCUUCUUGAUAAGAUCGAAAAGAAAGUCGAGAACGAAGAAUACUUGAAAAAGAUAGACGAAAUUAAUCAAGCUAUUACCAAAACAAAUGAAACAAUCAAUCACAAUAAACAAGAAUUUACAGAUUUCGCGGAAAAAAUGCAAAAACAGCUUGAUGAAAUAGUUGCAAAACAAGAUAGAGAUCAAGUUACAGUCAUGGAUAAGAUUGAUGAAACUCAUAAAGCACUUCAAGAUCAAGUUCAAGCUCAGCAUCUUAUAAGUACAACUUCUAUCUCAAAACUUAAUCAAAGUAUAACGGAAGUUCGAACACUUCAAACAAAUGUUAAUAAUGAUGUACAAGAAAUGCGUGAAUUACUAAAACAAACUGGAAUUUCAACAUUAAAUAUUAUGAUGGAACGUUUAGAUCAAGAUGAUGAUAAAUUCGAUGCAUUUAACAACUCAAUUAACAAUAUACAAGACCGUAUUGAACAGCUUGGACAACAUUUUGGCGAAAAUCUUGAUACUUUCAAACAGCAGACUUCACAAGAUAUUACACGCAUUUCUCGUCAAUUAGAUGACAUACAAACACAAUUCAUGACAAAUGAUAAACUUAACGCACCAGUAUCACUUGAUGACGUUAGCGAAGCAGAUAUUACUCCAUUGAUAUUAGCUGUUCAUAGAGAUACAAGAAGACUUGAUGGUGUUGAUCAGCAAAUUUCUUCGGUCAGAUUAGAAUGCGAAAAUAUUUCAGGGGCAAUGGAGAAUGCUCAAGUUGCAUUACAAAAGUUUAAUCACUCUAUUUACGAUUUCCAAUGCCAAUUGGAUGGAACGAGAAAUGAAAUUUUAUCAAGAUUCCAAUUACUCGAUCCAUUCUUCAAAUGGCUUGGAGCAAAUGUCAGAGAUUUAUGGAGUUUCUUACAACAAGUGGGAGCAUCCACAUUCCAUGUCGCUUCUUCAUCACUUCGAGCACAAGAUGAUUUAUAUAAUUUAAUAAGUACGAUUUCAACAAGACCUCUUCCUCCAAUUCACUCCCUUGAUGAAAUUAUCAUCGAGUCAAGCUCUACACAAGAUCAACUCCACGAAAGAAGAAUGAAUGUUGACUUCGAAAAGCAAUUUGGAGAUGUUAAAGGUAUUUUCAAGAAGAGAUGGAAAACUCCAAUAUCUAAAGAAAAACCUAACGAAAUUCCUGACUUCAAGAAGACGCUAGAACCUAAAGCUCCUUCAGCUUUGAUUGAAAAAACAGGAGUUCUCAAUAGGAAAGGGCCUGUUACAGGUGUUAAAGAAGAUCCAAUGUUAAUGAUCACUCUUGAAGAGAUUAGAGUUAAAAUUAACAAGUUUGAACAGAAUAUUCCUCAAUUUACUGAUGAAGUUCAAAAUAUUAUUAAAUCAAUGUCAACGAAAUUGGACACAAAGAUGGCUAUCGCCGAUUCUGAUCGUCUGUUUGAAACUGUUCAGCAUACAUUGAAUAAAUUGCAAACAGAUAUGGAUAAUUUGAAAGUCAAGGUUGUUGAAACUCAAUUAAACAAUAAAUACAUACCAGAAGAUCAUAUGAAUCUAGCUGAUUCCUUUGUAGCAAUUAGUUCUCGGCGAGGAGAUCUAAGUGCUUCAAGUUUGCAAGUUCGAGGACCUCACAUGACUCGACCUUCAACGGCUCAGUCCACAAAGCCGAAAACUACACGGCCUAAGCCUAUUCCAAUGACGGCAAACAAGUUGGCAUCUGAUAAUCUUCAAGUUAAUGCUGUAGGGUUUUAA
Trichomonas vaginalis G3 is the source of this 1860-nucleotide messenger RNA. RefSeq lists its product as uncharacterized. Bases 1 to 1860 code for a protein of 619 amino acids. The record is from RefSeq and is a predicted model, not a curated record. Lineage: Eukaryota; Parabasalia; Trichomonadida; Trichomonadidae. The transcript has a single exon.